UUCCCAUUCUAAAAUCGUUUCAUAAUGAUUUUUGAACGAAUUUUACGGACUCUACAAUAAAAAAAAAUUCAAAACAUGAACGUGCAAGAUCAUAUUCGAUUGAUAUUUGAGGAAUGAGAAGGAAACGACUGCAUUCGAGUCUUGAAUAUUCAAUUUCCUAUGUUGCUGGUUCACAUCGCGAUUCCCAAAUGUUUGCAAAUGCGAAUUUCUUUGUGAACGAAUUUUGGGAAAUUUACAAAAUUCAAAACAAGAACACGCAAGAAUGAAUGUACAUGCAAAACCAAUUUAGCUUAGGUCCUGUUUGACAUAACUCAAGUUUGUAAGUUAAACUUUAUAGUAGUUAAAAUUUUAUAUUUUAUCUAAAAUAUAAACAAUAUAAUUCAUCAUUGCUUCACCUUUCCAACCCUGGCCUCGUUUGCCCGCGACAUCAACUGCACCGCCUCCUCUCAGCUGGUUAAUGAUAAUUGGGUACUGGAUCUUCACCCUGUGCUCUCUCGCCAAGCCCAAACUGAGCUGGAUUCGCUCAUGACGAUUCUAGCUUCUCAGCAACUACAGCAUACUGAACAAGACGUAAGAAGCUGUACACUAAGCCCGGUUGGAUUAACAACAGCAGCAUACUACAGGCUUAUAACAUAUCAUGGCAUUCUAUGGCGCCCAGCUCCUUUCAUAUGGAUCAAAGCAAUACCGAACACAUGUAAAAUUUUUCUUUGGCUGGCCUUUCGAGGAAGACUGAACACAAAUGACAAUAGGGUACAGAAAUGCUGGGCAUCUGAUCCACAUUGUGCUGUCUGCCCUACCAUUGAGACAGCAGACCAUAUCAUAUUGCGCUGCCGACUAGCUUCUAAGGUUUGGAAGAAACUCAACAUCUAUGAACAGGCAACUCAAAGCACAGACGUUCUCCACUUCGUUGAUCAGGUCCUGACAAUUACGCCCUCACAUCUCAAAUCUGGAUGGCCAAUAUGCUUUGGCGCCUGCACACACAACUUAUGGAAAGCACGCAACCAUAGAACAUUCCAGCAGCGAGAUCUUACCACGGCAAAUGUGACACAUCAAAUCAGAGAAUGUCUACAAUUAUGGGAAAAUCACAUUAAGCCACAAUGUCGACCUCCAAUAUGCAGAUGGAUAGACUUACUAGCGUAGCUAGCUUUUCUAGUUCUUCCAUGCUUUCUCCUGUUUUCUGUAUUUCUUCUUCUUCUUCUUCUUCUUCUUCUUCUUCUUUUCUCCUUCUUAUUUUCUCUUCUUCCUCCCUCUUUAUCCGGUUCUUUUGUACCUCUUUAUAUAUCACCUUGACUACCAUUAAUACAAUGGUUAUAAGGUAGAGUCUCUCUACCUUUUUCAGUCAAAAAAAAUAAUAUUAUAUCAACAUAAACAUAUAUUGGUUAAUGGAUUUGUGGAGCUAGAAAUAUCCAGCUCUAAGAAAUCUUAAUCCAAAGCUGUGCCAAACAUGGUGCGAUUACAUGUAGGUAAAAAAAAAAAUCUAUGUACCUUAAUAUGUUACAUGUUGGCAUUGCAAAUGUUUGCAAACCUGAAGAAUCUUGUUUGCGUUCCGAGGCAAACAAAUCCACUUCAAAUCUGGGGUAAAAUUUGUCUAAGA
This is a messenger RNA of Oryza sativa Japonica Group (Japanese rice), 1594 nucleotides long. RefSeq lists its product as uncharacterized. The record is from RefSeq and is a predicted model, not a curated record. Lineage: Eukaryota; Viridiplantae; Streptophyta; Magnoliopsida; Poales; Poaceae.